AAGGAGAAGAGAAGAGAAGUGGGCUGUUGUGGUUUGGGGAAUUUGUAGGGCUUAUUCCUCUCUCUAUCUCUCUCUCUCUCUCUCUCUCUCUCUUCUUUGGGAGAGAGAAAUAGGGGCAAAGGGAGGAGGGUUUGCAAGGAUCUUCCUGCAGUAAAAUUUAAUAAUAUCCUGGAGAUGGUUUUGGAAAGAGAAGGAAGUUGGGUUCUUGCAAGGCCUUGUUUUGGAUCAAAUCAAGGAGUUGGAAUCAAGUAAAGUCACUCAAAUAUAACGACGGUUUAUGCCACAGGUGGUGAAAGUUAAAUUGAUGUCUCCAAGAAGUGAUAGAUGUUCCCAGGUUGGUCAUAGAAGACCUGUUACCAGAUUUUCAGUUUCGCCGUCAAGCUUCUCUGAUUUGCCAAAUACUAAAAGCAUGUGCCAUAUCUAUGCAUCUAGAAGGAAUGGCUCUAUGUACAAAAGGAAGAACUUGGGUAAGAACACAAUCACUCUCUUGCUCGAAGAAAGUACAAGCAGAGGUGCUAGCUGUGAUAUCGAGAGAGCGUCUGUUGUCUCCUCAAGUGCUCCUAUGAAAGAGUUUCACGGAUCUCAAACCUUGGUAGAUAGUGGAAAAAGUCAUCAGGAAGUGCCGUUCAUGGCUGCAAACUCGCAGAUUGAACAGAUUGCAAACAACGGGGAAAACAAUGUCAGUAAUGAUAGGCGGUCAUCGCCGAAAGCUAAUGCGGAACUUCGAUCAUCUGUGGUUGAGAAAGUAGAUAGUAAGACGAAAGAACCAUUUGAAGGAUUCGCAUCAACAAGGGAACUCUGCAUUCAUGUCCUCAAAAGUAGUGGACUCCUCCCGGAAGAACGGGCUCGAGAAAAUUGUGAUUCUAUAGAUGACCAAUGUGAAAUUGACUAUGAGAAAUCGUUAAAAUGCAUAAAAUGUGGGGUUUCGGAAUGCUCGUCAAAGAUGCUGAUCUGCGAUCUUUGCGAGGAGGCAUUUCAUUUAUCUUGCUGCAAUCGUAGAGGAAAGAAAUUGCCAGUCGAUGAGUGGUACUGCCAAGUUUGUUUUAGAAAAAAACCUAAGCACUUACGCGCGAAACUUUUAAAACCCAAAGACGAACUAGAUGGAAACAGGAAUCAAGUAUCUCGAAGGGGUAUACGUCCUAUUGCUUUAAUGUUGAAAGAUACUCAGCCAUAUACAACUGGGGUUCGAAUUGGGAAAGAUUUCCAAGUAGAAGUUCUGGAAUGGAAUGGUCUAAUCACAGAUACUCAUGAUUGUCUCGGUGAGCCCUCUGAAGUUGAUCCUGCUGAAUUCAGUAACAUUUCCGAUUUGAAGAGUGACAGUAAGGUCAAAUCAGGGAUGAUAAAUAACUGGAUCCAAUGUCGAGAAAAGAUUGUCUCAAGCGAAACUGACAAAGAAAUGGUUUGUGGAAAGUGGCGCAGGGCACCUCUUUUUGCCGUUCAAACUGACGAUUGGGAUUGUUCAUGUGCCAUUCCUUGGGAUCCGACCCAUGCUGAUUGUGUUGUUCCUCAGGAGUUGGAGACAGAUGAGGUUCUUAAGCAGCUGAAAUAUAUAAAAAAGCUCCGGUGUCGUCUUAGCAAUAAAAAGAAGAAAUCAAACCAAAUAUAGACGAUAACCGGGAAUAGGAGUUGUCGCGCUGUGCUACAGGACCGCGAACAGAUAUAAAGGUGGUAAUAAUACAGGAUGGGAUAGGAAUAAUGUGUUCCGGGAUUUAUUUGCGACCCGUCUAGAGCAAUGGGGAGCCGAUUUCAUUCGUGCAACUAUGUUGGAGAAGAAACCAUCCAAAUGAAGCUUUGUUUGAUCAGAUGGAGCUUCUGCAGAAGUGUUGUUUUUAGUAGGGCUUUUUGGUGAAGUUUUUAAAAUACUCAAAACAGCUUCCCACUAUCGGUUAAGUAGAAAUUGAGGAGUCCCAAGAGUAUUGUUAAAAGCAGAUUCAGAUUAAUUUCAGUUGUUCCAGCCAAGAAAGGAAUUACGCGAG
This is a messenger RNA of Ananas comosus (pineapple), 1976 nucleotides long. RefSeq lists its product as uncharacterized. NCBI's taxonomy places the organism in Eukaryota, Viridiplantae, Streptophyta, Magnoliopsida, Poales, Bromeliaceae. The record is from RefSeq and is a predicted model, not a curated record. The transcript is spliced from 9 exons. The coding region runs from base 278 to 1606 and encodes 442 amino acids. Gene Ontology annotation, molecular function: zinc ion binding.